Molecule: messenger RNA, 1830 nt
Organism: Didymodactylos carnosus
Lineage: Eukaryota; Metazoa; Rotifera; Eurotatoria; Philodinida; Philodinidae
Source: the annotation of a GenBank genome assembly
AUGGAAUCAACAACAGCAAGUGCCGUAUCAAAGGAACAAGUGACCAUUCAUGAAUAUCCAACACGGACAUUAAAAUCAUCCAGUGUUACCAGUCAACGACGUCGUUCAUUACUACCGGCCUAUCCAACACAUCAACAUGAUUCACGACCAGCAUUAUUACUUCUAGCCAAUGUCAAUACCAUCGAUCGGGAUUUAAUGGAAGUAUUAUCAUAUUCUGGUGAUAAUGAUCAUGGCAAUCUUGAAUAUUGUCCAUUCAAAAUGGAAAUUCAACCAAAUUAUGAAUUUCUCCCCUCGUUUCUCAUUGAUUUUUAUCAAAAAUUGUAUAUUGAUGCGAAUCGUCGAUGGAAAUUGAAAUUAUCGUUGAUCGAUUACAAUUUAACUCGACUACAUACAUGUAUGGACAAAUAUAGUAAACAAGUCGGUGAAGCCGCUACAGCAUCGAUCGAUGAGUUACCAUUAGCAUUGGAAUUUUAUUUACAGAUUGACGUCGAUCUAUUCUUUAUGAAAACAUGCGACUUUCGAGAUGCUCAACCACGAAUUAUUGGUGAACAAAAACAACGAGAAGGUAUUCUAUGUGAGCGAGAACCAUGUGCUCGUUAUGGUACAAAGCCAUGUGGUGGUAGUCGAUGUUUCUUAUGUAAACGAGACCGAAGAUCAUCUACCAACGGUGUCAUUCAAUUUUCCGAAAAACAAACACAUCGAUUUAUCAAUGGUUAUCAAGUCAUUCUUAAUUGUCCAGCUACGUGUGAGACAACCAAUAUUAUCUAUUCGUUGACGUGCCCAUGUGGUAACGCUGAUUAUAUUGGUUCAACAGCAACAUCACUUAUCGAUCGCAUAUCUGAACAUCGCGAAGAAGGCCAUCGAAUCAUUCGUGAAUUUCUUCUUGGACCAACAAAUAUGAAAUCGAUUUUUAAUCAAGAUAAACGAAAAAUAGAACCAUUGACUAAUUCAUACGAUCAAUUAUUGUAUCAACAUUCGGCACGUUGUUCACAUGGAUUACAACGUUUUCUAGAUCGAAAUCCCAGCUAUUGGUGUUUCGUUCCACAAUACCUUAGCAAUAUAAAAUUGGACAAUGUCAAUUAUUGGGCUUCGAAAGCCAAAAAUAAUCGUCCAACAACGACGGCAACGACAAUGAGUGCAUUUGCUGAUAUCACUGUUCUGGCUAAACAUACGACAAUGGCAUCACAAGUAUUACCAGUGACAGCAUCGGGCAAGCCGAUGUUUUUUGCAGCUGUAGUGGCUGAUAUGACACGAACAAAAGAAGAGACACGUCAAUUCGUUCGUGAUAUUCCACAUCCACCAUCGGGCUACGAAUUUUCUCUUCGACAACAACAAGAACAAUUCGAUUUUUUCCGAGAAAGAAAAGAAGCUCGAGUGUUUCCAACUGAUUUGGUCGAUCUAUACAAUUAUGCCAUUGUUGCUGUUCUGCCGGCGGAUUGUUCACGCAAUUUACGGAAAUUUAUCGAGUCAUUAUUCAGUGCACAUGCCGAAACGAACUUGAACUUGAUCGGUCGAUUAACACAUCAAUAUCCCAAUGCAUUGUUCGAUGGUUCAAGUCGUCAUAACUGGUGUUCAAAUUUAGUACAUCCAACCAUCGAUGAUAUGGAUAUUGACAUUGAGUCACUCUCUUCAUCAUCAUCGACAACGAACGAAAACAAAGUGGAGAAACCCGAUGAACAACAGCAAGAAACCAAUGUCACCAUUCGACUUGUCGAUUCUAUGAAAUGUUAUAUUCGAAUUUCACGAUGUCAAAUUGAUGACAGUAACAGUACACAAGCAACAUUUGAGCAACAAAUACGUGAACGACACCAAGAAGAAAAAUUCAAAUAA